Messenger RNA from Humulus lupulus (European hop), 445 nucleotides. RefSeq lists its product as uncharacterized. Lineage: Eukaryota; Viridiplantae; Streptophyta; Magnoliopsida; Rosales; Cannabaceae. The transcript is spliced from 2 exons. The coding region runs from base 30 to 437 and encodes 135 amino acids. The record is from RefSeq and is a predicted model, not a curated record.
UGGGAAAGAAGAAAAGAGGUCCAACAAAAAUGAAAAAAAUUGCUACAAGUAGUGAUGGUCGAUUAGAAGUCAAAUUCAAUGCAUUGGGCCAGCCAAUUGGAGAUGCAUCGAUAGGUUUAUCUUCAUUUCUUGGACCACUUGUGAGGGAAAUUGUACCAGCAACUAUAACUGAUUGGAGAAAGAUUACUCCUGGGAUGAAAGAGGUUUUGUGGAAAUCAGUUCAGGCAAGAUAUUUGGUUGAAAAAGAUUGGGAGAAAAGCUAUAUAUUUAAAGCCAUGACUGAUCUUUGGAGAGCUUCUAAAUCAAGGCUGGUUGCUAAAAUAAGCAAGGCACCAAACGAACAAGAAAGAAUUAAACUGCGGCCUGAUAAUAUCAAAUCUGAAGUUGAGUGGAGAGCUUUUGUUAGAGAAAAAACUAGCUCUGAAUUCAAGGUUUGAAAUCUAAC